Camelina sativa (false flax) is the source of this 969-nucleotide messenger RNA. Its product is annotated as protein GLUTAMINE DUMPER 3. The record is from RefSeq and is a predicted model, not a curated record. Gene Ontology annotation, biological process: regulation of amino acid export. NCBI's taxonomy places the organism in Eukaryota, Viridiplantae, Streptophyta, Magnoliopsida, Brassicales, Brassicaceae.
UCUUCCUCCUCACACCAAAAUUUAUAUUUUCUCUAUUCACAAACAAAGCCACCUUUAUCUUUUUCUCUCUAUCUCUUUGUUAGCAAAAAAUGGAAGGAAGACAAUACUACCCUCCGAGAGAAAACGUCGACGGAAACAGAACCACCAUGGGAGGACCUCACUCACCGUGGCAUUCACCUGUUCCAUAUCUCUUUGGUGGUUUAGCUGCCAUGCUUGGUCUUAUAGCUUUUGCUCUUCUAAUCCUCGCUUGCUCUUAUUGGCGUCUCUCCGGUUACCUUGACGGCGAGGAAGACCAGAGAGAUCUCGAGGCCGGAGAUGCGAAACCUGAAAAGAUGGCCGUGAAGCCUGUAGUAGCUUUGCCGGAGAAGUUCUUGGUGAUUAUGGCUGGUGAUGUUAAACCAACUUACCUGGCUACGCCGGCGGAAAAAACUUGUACUUGUGAUGAUAAUGAUGACGACGAUGUAGAUGAUGACGUGAAGGGUAGUGAUCAGGUGGUGCGGCAGAGUAGUGAAAGUAACGGUACGGCGACACAUUGAGAAAAAAAAAACAGAGGGAAGUGAUGAGACAAAAAACAGAGGAUCGAUCUUCUAUUGUGAAACAGUUUCUUGAAGAACUGUUUGAAGCAUCUGACCCGGUUGCAUCGGGUAGUCGGGUCGGGUCAGAACUCUACAUGAUGAGAUUAAACCUAAUAAUCCUUACGGUGGAAAGAAAUUGGGAUUGGAUUGUUAGGAAGUGAUUUGUGUUUUGUGUAUUUUUAAUCUUAGCUUUUGCUUAGGUUUUUGUUUUUAGUUAUAAGUUAGUAAUUCACCAGUUUUGUUCCAAUUCUAGGUCAUGAUGAGAAGGAAAAAAAGUGUAAAUUUCUUAGACUAUAUGAAUGGGGAGAUUUGUGAUUAUAUUUCUUGAUUAUGUUUCAGUUUCACCAAAAAGAAAGUGAUGAUGUGAAUGAAUAAAAUUGUACUGUUAUGGUAA